GCUUAUUCAGUUUUCUGUGAUGAGGUAUGUUUACAAAUGCUAAAAGGCUGUACAUUUUGCUCUAUUCCAGUGCCUGAUGACCUCUCCAUAGAAGAAAGAGAAGAGCUUUUAAAUAUUCGUCGCAGGAAAAAAGAACUGAUUGAUGAUAUUGAGAGAUUAAAAUUUGAAAUUGCUGAGGUUAUGACAGAAAUUGAUAAUCUGACUAGUGUAGAAGAAAGCAAAACUACACAAAGAAAUAAGCAAAUAGCCAUGGGAAGAAAGAAAUUCAACAUGGACCCUAAGAAGGGAAUACAGUUUCUGAUAGAAAAUGACCUCCUGCAGAACACUGCGGAAGACAUUGCACAGUUCCUUUAUAAAGGAGAAGGAUUAAAUAAAACGGUAAUUGGAGAUUACCUCGGUGAAAGAGAUGAAUUUAAUAUUAAAGUUCUUCAGGCUUUUGUUGAACUCCAUGAGUUCGCCGAUCUCAAUCUUGUACAAGCCUUAAGGCAGUUUCUGUGGAGCUUCAGACUCCCAGGAGAAGCUCAAAAAAUUGAUCGUAUGAUGGAAGCUUUUGCUUCACGCUAUUGCCUUUGUAACCCAGGAGUCUUCCAGUCUACAGAUACAUGCUAUGUGCUGUCAUUUGCGAUCAUUAUGUUAAAUACCAGUCUACACAACCACAAUGUAAGAGAUAAACCAACAGUAGAGAGGUUUAUUUCUAUGAAUCGUGGAAUUAAUGAAGGUGGGGACCUUCCAGAAGAAUUGCUACGGAAUUUAUAUGAAAGUAUUAAGAAUGAGCCGUUUAAAAUUCCAGAGGAUGAUGGAAAUGAUCUAACGCAUACAUUUUUUAAUCCAGAUAGAGAAGGUUGGCUGCUGAAAUUAGGGGGAAGAGUAAAAACGUGGAAACGGAGAUGGUUUAUUCUGACUGAUAAUUGCCUGUAUUACUUUGAAUACACAACAGACAAAGAACCUAGAGGAAUUAUUCCAUUAGAAAAUCUUAGCAUAAGAGAAGUUGAAGACCCUAGAAAGCCAAACUGCUUUGAGCUCUAUAACCCCAGUCAUAAAGGUCAAGUAAUUAAAGCAUGUAAGACUGAAGCUGAUGGUAGAGUGGUGGAAGGCAACCAUGUAGUGUAUAGAAUAUCUGCUCCCACCCCAGAAGAAAAAGAAGAGUGGAUUAAAUCUAUCAAAGCAAGUAUCAGCAGGGAUCCCUUUUAUGACAUGCUGGCAACAAGGAAACGAAGAAUUGCAAAUAAGAAAUAG
This is a messenger RNA of Pelecanus crispus (Dalmatian pelican), 1236 nucleotides long. It is a transcript of the gene CYTH3, whose product is annotated as cytohesin 3. The record is from RefSeq and is a predicted model, not a curated record. Gene Ontology annotation, biological process: regulation of ARF protein signal transduction. Lineage: Eukaryota; Metazoa; Chordata; Aves; Pelecaniformes; Pelecanidae. Gene Ontology annotation, molecular function: guanyl-nucleotide exchange factor activity.